CGACGUUGUCAGGGUAGUAAAGUACUAGCGUGUUGUUUCCAUUUUCCAUAUCAAAUGUGCACACAAUAUUUCGAGUUUCUUAGAUUUCUGUGUCGUUAAUGAAAGAAUAGAUGGGUCUAAAGAAGUUGAACUCAGAGUACAAUUCAUGCUUCAAGACAUUUCGCGUGCAAAGACCAGUGACAACAAAAGCAAAGCUUUACCCAACAGACACAGCCCCCGAGACGUUAGAUAGCAGUCGUAGAGCCGGUCUUCUCUCAAAUCAGUUCAGUCAAGUGACAGAGCCAGCACUACAAAGAAAGCGAAUUGUACCAUACAAAUACAAUCAUAAUAUUUUGUCAACAAACACGGUAAAGGAACUCAGCGACAAUGACUGGUUGGUAACGGUUGGCAAUGAAGAGGACGAAGUUCGAAAUACGAAAAAUAAAAAGGACAGCGCAUACAAUGUUGGAUUUGACAAGUUGAAAAUUGCUGACGAAAGUCCAGUAGAGCUCGCCAGUAAAACGAGGGACAAAAAGAAAUCGACUGCGAUGUGGGCAGAACAGCAGAGAGCUCUGGUUGAUUCUCUGGACAGAUUACCUGCUGCUGGCAUAGCAACAUACACGGCUGAUCCUCAUGACAAACGUUUAUUAAGACAUUCUGAUAAUCAUUUUAAUCCUCACAUAACAAACGAAGAACUUAGGAGCUCAAUGACCGAAUACAAGACAAAGUUUGAUAACGGUUCAACAUGUUUUGGAGCUCACGUAAGACCUCCACCAUCCACCAAGAUUGAUAUGGCCAUUUAUGAGAAAGCUCUCCAACAAAGACAGGAUGCGUACGGUCUGUCAGUUACACCAAAUAGAGACGAUAUCAAGCAAAGAGUUUUCUCAAGGAACAACACUUUGCAACAUAAAGAGAGCCGUCCGAAAGUUCAUGUUUACGGGGAAGAUUUUAAACGCUCUCGCUCAAAUAUGUCUUCUGUAAAAGAGAAAUACACAGAAAAGCCCCAUGUUUCACCACGAAGCCAAAAGAACUCAAGUUUGAAGUCCAAAUCUAAGAUGAUGAGAAGUCAACAAGGUGACCUGGAUGAGAAAAGUUUAAACUCCUCGAUCAUUGCAUCUAGAGAAAGAAACUCCACAACUUCUAGACAAACAGCCAAGAAAAAAGCGCCGAAAUCCAAAGAGAAUGAUAGUGUGUAUGAUGCAUAUGUCGCUUCGCCUGGAUCUUCCAGCACUUCACCCCAAAAAAUCUCUACAAUCAAGUCUUUUCGUAGGCAUAAUACUAGACAAAGGAAUGCUGCAAAUAACACUUCCAACUCUGAGCCAGACAUCUUGUCUUCACACCACUCUCUGAGAAGUUAUCAGCGCACAAAUAGAAAAGAAAAUCAAACCGAGUAUGACACAAAAAAUAGUCCACAAAACAUGCAAAACAAGCACCGUGUAAGUCGUAAACAAGCCUGGCAGACCGAAAUUGUCAAGGGAUUGAAUGCAACUUCAAAGUAUACAUAUGAGAGAGGAAGGUCGCCAACACCUGAAAUGCGCACAGCUGGUCAGUCUCGAAGACAUCAUUUAGACAUUACAACAGGGUCCAACAAUCCACUCAGUACAUAUGACAGGAUAGCAUAUGAUCCUACUCGAUAUAGUGAUGUUAGUGGGUCACUGACUUCCGGCAUGCAGUCAUGAAGUGUCUGAAAAAAGAAAGUCUCAUUAAAGACAGUGCCAGCUUCUUACAGCUAUUUUUAACAGCUUUUCUGUUAAUGGUGUAUGGUGUUACAUGUUUAUACUGUUAUUGUGUUCACGCGCGUGUAUGUAAUCAUCAAUAUCUAAAUCUUAAUAGUACAAUAAAAAAUUCUGUGAGAAAAGUUUGAUAAAUCAUCGACAACUUCAUGUGAAAAGAUUAAUAUAGUCUUCGUAACAUUGAUUGUAUUACGAUUACAUAAUUAUACGUAACUAUAAUUAUGUAACAACAAUGAAUAACAAAUGUGCGUAAUUAUGUUGGGUGAACAAUAGACCAAUCAGGGAAUUGUAGGGUGAUAAAAUACGUUCAAUAAUGCAACACCCAAGCUGUAUAUUUAGAGAAUUGUGAACGAAGUAUAUUAUUUUAAUCAUGAAGUACAUUUAUAACUAUAAA
This is a messenger RNA of Xenia sp. Carnegie-2017, 2106 nucleotides long. RefSeq lists its product as uncharacterized. The record is from RefSeq and is a predicted model, not a curated record. Lineage: Eukaryota; Metazoa; Cnidaria; Anthozoa; Malacalcyonacea; Xeniidae. The coding region runs from base 111 to 1658 and encodes 515 amino acids. The transcript has 6 exons.